Scheffersomyces coipomensis is the source of this 1069-nucleotide messenger RNA. RefSeq lists its product as uncharacterized. The transcript has a single exon. NCBI's taxonomy places the organism in Eukaryota, Fungi, Ascomycota, Pichiomycetes, Serinales, Debaryomycetaceae. Gene Ontology annotation, cellular component: mitochondrial crista junction; MICOS complex. The record is from RefSeq and is a predicted model, not a curated record. Gene Ontology annotation, biological process: cristae formation. The coding region runs from base 122 to 868 and encodes 248 amino acids.
UCGCAGUGUUAGAUUUUUGGUUGGCGACAUUUUCCAAAGCUAUCGAAUGAAAAUCAAAUAAAACCUAAGUGAAAUAUCAAAGAUACUCAGAGUCACAAGUAUCAGGAUUACAGUAUUAAACAUGUUUGCUAAAAGAAUUGUUAAAGUAGGUGUUCCUAUAUUUGCUGCCACUACUAUUAUGGGAGUAUAUAACACCAAUAGUCAUAUAAAGAAUGAACCAAAAAGGAAAUUUUAUGAGGAUGAAGUGGAUGUUGUUCCUCGUCCAGGCACUGUUGUUCCAGCUUCAGGAACUGAAUUAGAAGCACUUGGACCUAAUAAGAUCGUGGAAGGUAUUUCAGUUCGUUCUCCUACUGCUGUUGAAUCAUUUUUCAAAUCAGGUCGUGAAAUUACAUCUGAAUAUUAUACAAAAUUACAAGGUUAUAUAAAUCAAGGUUAUUCAAAAUAUAAUGAAACUGAACGUCAAGUAACUGAUUCAGUAAGUGCAUUACAUAAUAGAUCAGAAGAUUUAUUACCAAACUCAAUCUACAUUGUCAUAGCUACUUUAUCUGGUAAUAUAGCUGCUCGUCAAAGAGGGGUGAUUUCAAAAAUUACAUUCCCAGUCAUUUUAGGUAUUGCAUCAUUUAAAUAUUUCUUACCUCAAACCUAUAUCAAUACCAAGAACUUCAUUUGGAAAUUGGAACAAGAUAAAUUACCUCAAGUGGCUGAACAACAAGUGUUUGUAUAUAAUCAAGCUGAUUCCUUAGUUAAAACCAUUGAACAAACUUCCGAUUCAAGUAUUAAAACCGUCGAAUCUUCAAUUCAAAGUUUAAGAAAAUCAAUUGCUGAUAUUACAGGUUUGAAUAUCGAUGAAGAAGUUUCUAAAAAGUAGAUAUCUUCUAUAGACAUACAUACAUAAAAUAUACACUGUAAUGAAAGAAAGACAUUUCCAUUUUGGGCGUACCACAUAUUUUGCAGGUUUUUGUAAAAGUGCAAAAAAAGAGAGUCGCUACCUUUUUUUAUGGUGGAUGUACUUUUUGUAAAUUAUUUAUUUAACCGCCAAUUAUAGACUUUUCUAAAAACGAAGAUUGAA